Megachile rotundata (alfalfa leafcutting bee) is the source of this 2540-nucleotide messenger RNA. RefSeq lists its product as uncharacterized. Lineage: Eukaryota; Metazoa; Arthropoda; Insecta; Hymenoptera; Megachilidae. Gene Ontology annotation, cellular component: nucleus. Gene Ontology annotation, molecular function: protein binding. Gene Ontology annotation, biological process: regulation of gene expression. The record is from RefSeq and is a predicted model, not a curated record.
CUUUGCACCUUGGAGGACGAACGACCCUCACGGUCCGAUCAGAAAUUUGCUAUCCUGCCAUAAUCUCUCGAUUUGCUCCAAUUUCCGAGAUUUGCUUCACACACAGAUCCCGUCCGUCUAGACCGGACGAUCUCCAGUGAGCUACAGUGUCUCUUAUUUAUUGCGUCAAAGAAUCCGAGUGCGUUUUAUGGACCUCGUGGUGUUUGACCGGUCAGUCGUCAGACUAUCGUUUGUUCUCUGAUAGAUCGGAUGUUAGAUCGUCACUGAUGCUCUGCGGGCGAUAAAGGCCGAGGUCGAUAUAAGAUCCUGUCGUUGAGUGUCCCGAUAAAAAGUGUUUACAGUGGAGACAACGGUAGCUGUGACUUUUCCAAAGCAUCCCUUCGCGGUGCCUCUGUUAUGGAAACCUGCGUUCUGAUACCCAAAGAAUUUUCCUUGGCGCUCGCUAACGACCGAUCCUCGUAUAAGGGUCUAUUCAAGAAUGAUUCAGGGAGCCUAGUCACCGAUGUCAGGAUAUCCGUCUGGUCGAAUGUGCUCAUACCUUCAGGAACGUUGAUUUACCCCUUUCAGGGAUCGAUACGGUUCGACAAGAUCGAUCUUUAUUCGCUUCUUGAUGACAAUGAUAUUAGACGUGAAUAUGGCUGCUACGAUGAAGUUUUCUUUUCAAAUUACAACUUCAAUAAGCGUCAGUGUAACUGGAUAAGAUUCCUCCGUAUAGUUCAAUCUUAUGACGAGCAAGUAAAUUUAGUUGGCACUAAAGUGAAAGGGGAUCCAAUAUUUGAAGUAAUAAAAGAUGUUCAACCCGACACGGAAUUAGUAGCUUGGUUUCUUCCUACGGCAGAACAAGAUUUUGUUCUUAUACCACACGACAUGUGUUCGAGGUCGGCUUUGUACAGAUGUACUAUUGAUUCCAUUUUAGAUGAAUCUCCACUAGACUUGUCCAUGGCGUUACUUUCCCAUCAUUCUUCGUCAGCCAUUUCGCACUCGUAUUACGAGAUGGACGAGUACGAAUCAACAUCCGAGGAGUCCUCGUCAUCAACAUUAUCCUUGACGAGCGAUCAUUUGGAUUGCAGCAUCCUGACGACGAUUAAAAGAGGAGAGAGGGUUCUGUUACCCUGUGAAGUCUGCGGGAAAUCCUUCGAUCGACCGUCGCUUUUAAAGCGCCACAUGAGAACGCACACAGGAGAGAAACCGCAUGUUUGUAUGGUGUGCAACAAGGGCUUCUCAACAUCCAGCUCCUUGAAUACGCACAAGAGAAUCCACAGCGGUGAAAAACCCCAUCAAUGCCUUGUUUGCGGUAAGAAGUUUACGGCCUCCUCCAAUCUCUAUUAUCAUCGGAUGACUCACAUAAAGGAAAAGCCACACAAGUGUUCACAAUGCUCCAAGUCGUUCCCCACGCCCGGAGAUCUUAAAAGUCAUAUGUAUGUGCAUAAUGGACUAUGGCCAUUUAGGUGCCAUAUUUGUAGCCGCGGUUUCAGUAAACCUACCAAUCUCAAGAACCACAUGCUACUGCAUCUCGGCAGAUGUUCCAAUAAGAAAAUCGUCAAAUCUAUGUCCGACUACUGAUCGAAUCGAUCGUUCUUCCAAAAAAAAAAUAAACAAUGAAAUCUAUCGACUAUUUUAGUUUCCCUUGGCGGUGAAAACUAAAAUUAUUCCCCUAGAUGUGUCUCACUGUUCGAAGGAAGUCGUACACAAAGUUCGCACGUAGCUUGAUUCACAGUUACAUUUGAAUAUUAAUAUUAUACAACCUUGUGAUUACUUUGUUUUAAUCGGUUUUCACAUUCAGAUAACAUAAUGUACAUUAUUAUUAUUAUUAAUAUUAUUAUUAUUAUAUUUCGAGACUUAUUGCCGCAAAUGUAUUCUAUAUUUUAUUUAGUUCAAUUAAUGAGAUGUAAGUAUUAGAAAAUUUCUUUAUUGUUCCUCGAGUUUGGUUAAUACUGUUUACAAUGUUAUUACGUUAAUCGUUAUGAGGAACGUAUGCGUUAGAAUGGUUAGAGUAAACGGUUGUGAGAGAAAUUACAUGAAUUUCCAAUGAAACGAAUGUUUCUUAUGACACAAGAGAUUGAAGAAAAGAAGUAUUGAGAAAUAAGCCUAGACGCGACAAUCUAUGUUGUCCGCACACGCGUGCAACUAACUACAGGAAUUUCAACGAAAGAAGAAAUAAGUUACCCUUGCAUCGAGUACUCACGAGUUCAUGAAUUUUUCAUCGUACGACUCGAUGAAGAGAUAUAAUUACCUUUUAUUUUACCUCGUUCCGGUAAUGUUUGUUUCCCAAUCACGACAAGUCACGCAUAUACUUCUUCAAUAAAGUCAUUUGAUGUUUAAAAUGGUUUUUAUUCUUACGAACCUGGAUGUAAAAGAAAACCAAUACCUAAAUGAAUAAAAGCUGUUAGAUGAUAUAUUAUUGCUACUGUUACUAUUAUAUUGAUAUUUCUUUGCAACUGAAUUUCAUUAUUUUAAUAUUUCACUUCAUUUAUCUUCCCACCUUUGUGUAUCAUAUUGUAAAAUUUCACUGCUGUUAUUAAAUCAUAAAAAUAUAUCAA